Messenger RNA from Perkinsus marinus ATCC 50983, 1856 nucleotides. RefSeq lists its product as hypothetical. The transcript is spliced from 14 exons. The record is from RefSeq and is a predicted model, not a curated record. NCBI's taxonomy places the organism in Eukaryota, Perkinsozoa, Perkinsida, Perkinsidae. The coding region runs from base 4 to 1779 and encodes 591 amino acids.
GUAAUGGCUGUAACACCUGGAACGAAAUGUGAGCUGUGUGGAGCUGAGGGGAACAAGACCUACGUAUGUAAGGUAUGCGGGAAGACAAUCUGCGGCGACUGUUUGGCCAGUGGGAGAUUCAUUGGUACCAAGAAAUGCAAAGCUUGCACUGGAGACGCUAUAACGCCAACGAAGACUCCCAGCCCGCAGACCAAGGGCGAAACCGAUGGUAAAAGGAGCGUCAUCAUGGCGCCUUUCUCAAAGCUUGGUGAUGCAGCCAAAGCUGUUGGGCACAUUGGAAAGUCGGCCGUGAAGGAGACAGCUGGAGCUGUAGGGGCAGUGGGGUCGGCGGCCACUGGGGCGGUCGGGGCCAUGGGGUCGGUUGCCACUGGGGCGGUCGGAGAGGCCGCUAGCAUUGCAGGGGCUGGCAUUGGCAAAGUUGGACAGUUUACAAGACUAGUUGGUAGCUUUGAUUCUAACGAGGGAGGGGGCUUGCUGGAUAUGAAUGACCCUACACUGAAAUUCGGUUGGGACUUGUACGCUCUCCUCAACGUGACCAUCAUAGAGGCUUCGGGCCUGAAGGCCGCUGAUUCUAAUAUAGUUGGAAAAGCUACAAGCUCCGAUCCCUACUGUGUGGUUAAGCUCAUGAGCGACAACAUAUCACGACGCUCCCCGAUAUGUAAGAAGACGCUGUCCCCUGUAUGGAACCACGAGUGCUCUACUAUGGUCGUCAAUGUGCCCUGCCAAACUAUGAAGAUUCAGAUGUACGAUUGGGACGCAGCAUCGGAUGAUGACCUCAUUGGAGAGGCCUUGCUAGAUCUAACACAUCUAGCUCCCUCUACGAAAACCACUGGUUGGCUACCACUCCAACUAUAUGGCGAACCCGCUGGAGCUGUACACCUCUCGCUGGAGAUCAAGUUCACCCCGUGGUCCGAAAAGAUCGCCUUUGUACAGGAGGAGAUGGUGGCCAAGCCAAAGCCCAAGCCCAAGUUCGACAUUAACGCUCUAUAUGGCCCUGCAAUGUGGCUCGCCGACGCCCUUUGGUUUCACUGGCUGCAGCCAAUCGUGAUGGAGCAUGUGCUCCCUAUUCUGAUGUGGGAGAGUUGGUUGAAGUCUCUGCUGGCCCUGCUCAUCUACAUUGUAGCGAGCUACUAUGCAGUGUAUUGGCCAGCCUUAGCUUGCUGGAUCACGGCUGCUGCGAUGAUGAGGAACAAAACAUUGAAGGGUUACGAACGUUUCAUGGCCAACAAGUCCAUGACCAGCACUUUGGAUAAGUCGGGCAAGCCGAUCUUACUCGAAGUUGAGGAGGCCAACACUGAUGAUGUAGAACAACAGGAGUUCGGUGGCCUUAUUAGGACCUUUACACGAAUGUCACCAGGAUGGGUGAAACAGAUGGCUGCCCAGUUCCAGCCGACCCUCAAGACCAUCGUGGACGUCGUGGCCUUGGCUAGAAUGAUCAUCUUAUGGAGACAUGAGCUCUCCAAGAAGGUCUUCUUGGGUCUCCUUGGUGCCGGUGUGGUCCUAUGCUUCCUCCCAUUCUGGGUGUUGGUCAUGGCCGCUGGAGUUGGUAUCCUAUUGGCCAAUUCUCCCCUAAAGGGGCUUUUCAUCGGCCUUGCUAAAUACGCUGCCAGACCGCACCCAACUGGAGACAUUGGUCUUCUUGACUCUAUGGAAGAACACCAUCACAGUAGCGACUACAACAAACUGAUCGUUCAGAAACGACGCUCGAAGACCAAAGAGACCGUAUCUUCCGAGACCCCUCUCACAACUGGGAGGUCCUCAUCGCCGCCACUUCAAUAGUGGAUGAUGACUUGUAAUCGUAUUCCCACAUUAUUUGUAGCUAUAAUACUAGGAGCUGACUAUGAGUAUCAAAUUUC